AAAAAAGUGUGUUUUUAGUCUCGAUUUAAAGACUGUAAGAGAGGGAGCAGACCUAAUAUUCAGUGGAAGACUAUUCCAGAACUUUGGAGCAGCAACUAAGAAGGCGCGGUCACCCUUCAGCUUCAGUCGUGACCGAAGAACAGCCAGCAGUAACUGGUCUGAAGAUCUCAGAGACCUAGAUCCCGAGUAAGAGCUAAGUAGCUCUGAAAUAUAUGAUGGAGCUUGCCCAUGUAACGCCUUAAAAACAAAUAAAAGAAUUUUAAAUUGGAUCCUGCAGGAAACAGGAAGCCAGUGAAGUGAAGCCAGAACCUGGGUAAUGUGAUCCCUUUUCCUCAUACCAGUCAGCAUUCUAGCAGCAGCAUUUUGUACAAGCUGCAGACGUGACAAUGAUUUCUUGCAUAUACCCAGAUACAGUGAAUUACAAUAAUCAAUUCUGGAAGAUAUAAGAGCAUGUAUGACCUGUUCCAGGGCUUUAGCUGGAAUUGAUUUUAAAAUUAAGACUGUUGAACUACACGGCAAGAAGAUCAAACUUCAAAUAUGGGAUACAGCUGGACAAGAGCGUUUUCACACUAUCACAACCUCUUACUACAGAGGAGCCAUGGGAAUUUUGCUGGUUUACGACAUUACUAAUGCUAAAAGCUUUGAGAAUAUCAGCAAAUGGCUGAGAAACAUUGAGGAGCAUGCUAACGAGGAUGUAGACAGAAUGCUGCUGGGUAACAAGUGUGACAUGGAGGAUAUGCGUGUAGUUCCUAAAGAAAAGGGAGAACAGAUUGCCUCCGAACACAACAUAAGAUUUUUUGAAACUAGUGCAAAAGCAAACAUAAACAUCGAAAAAGCUUUCAUUACACUUGCUGAGGACAUUCUGCAAAAGACCCCUGGAAAGGAGACCACUAGUGAAAAUGUUGACAUGAACAGAAAUGGCUCUUCCAGUGGAAUCAGUUGUUGCAGUUAAACAACAGUUUACUGGCUUUCUUCAAAAAUCCUUGCACCACAUAUGCCACGACUUGGUAGCUAUAAUUGCCCAUCAUCCAGGAUGAGACUUUUACUUCUCAUUGUAUAGUUAUAGAUAUACACAAAUCUUUUUUUUUUUCAUUUGUAAAUGUAAAACAUAACAUUUGGUACAAUUAGUGAUGUAGACUGACAAUGCAUUAUGUUUGGGAGAACAUUAAGUAUGAAGGGAAGACCCAACACAACAUCAUAGGUUGAACUUUGUGCCUUAGGUGUUUUUUAUGGCUGAUUUAGUCUAGUUCAUGAUAAGGUUCUUGUUUUAAGACCUUAUUUUAUCACAUUCACAUGCCUUUAAGUCUUUAAUGUCACUUGUUUCUCACCAUGAUGCAGUGCUUUUGAACGCCCUGUGUGACUGUAAUCUUAGUUAGUGGCACAUAUUAGCAUUAGCAGGGGUUGUAUUCACAGAGUCAUAUCUUCCAGCUAAACAUACACUACACGUUCCUUAACUUUAAGCUGCUUUUAAAAACCUAUUAAUUAAAUGAGAAAAAGCAUUUACUAGGUAACAGUGUGUUUGAGUAGCAUUGUGGAGCAAUGGAGUCCUCCAGACUGUCACAUGGUCAGUGACUGUAAGCUUAUUAGCAGUGUUCUCGGUCUCCUCUUUUGAUGUAACACCCAUCAAUCCCAUUUUCUGUUUGCGCAUGUCAUUGGAAGUGCACUAACCUGAUCAAAAACACUGUGCGAUCAGCCUUGCUAGCCUUUAUCCCGCUGCCCAUAACUGUUAAGGUCUUUUUCUGUAUGAAUAAUUACCCUGAAAUAAUGCUGGGUUCCAGAACUACAUAGACAUUUGGGCAUUCAAAAUAACUGAUUUUUAAAAUGAGAUUUUUAUUUGUGGAUGGACCAAAAACAACAAAAUAUACAGUACAUUGAAAUCCUGCAGUUUUGGGAUAUUUUAAAGGGGAUAUUUUUGGGAUAAGUCCCAAGAUACAUGUCAGAGUGAUGUAAAGUUUGGUUUACUUGCUGCUCUUUAGUUUAUGGGUUUAGUGUGUCGUUUUAGCUGUUGGUGUCAACGUGUGUCUGUUCAACACUUACCUUUUUGAAAUCAGCACAUUUAAAAAACUAAAUGAUUUGCAGUGGGAGCAUGAAGAGCUAAGUAUUUCAGCAUGUAAAGUUUUGUUUGUGAUUAUGUAAUUGAUACAGUUGAUUAAUUUAAACACAUUGUAUAUCUGUAAGCAUCUAAUUAACUGUAUUUGUCCUUAUGAAACAUAUCUUUAAGCAGUCUUGGGGUUUUAAUAAUUUCUGCAACUGACUGAAACACUGCAUUGUCUACUAAACGUUUACCUGAAGUAACUAAGUGUGCAACAUAGUAUUAAAUUGUUUUGAUUGUCUACAAUGGGUGACCAUGUCCAUUGUAAAAAAAAAAUGAAAUAAAGCACUAGUUUGACUACACAUUAAAAUGAACAGAACACUGAACAGAGUUCUCCUGCCAAGGAGCAAUUGUAUGUAAACAUUUUAAGACAUGUUCGGCACUUUUCUAUAAGGGAUUUAAUUAUCCUAGUUUAGGGCAAGGUGAGAUCUAGCCUAAUUUGUCAUAAUGGACCCUGAUCAUUGGACAUAAACAUUAAGAUUGAACACUUUAUUACUUGGCUAGUAAAUCCAUUAAUUUAGUUCAUUCUUGUUGUUGACGGGCACUGCCCACCAAAACAGAAUAACUCGGAAGUCCUAAUACUAACUGUUUUUGAGCUAGAGUGAUUAGUAGCAUAAUAAGUAUUGAUAUGUAUGUUUCCACCCACAGAAAGUUGAUGUGUUUUGGUGAAAGAUUUGUAGUGCAAUAAAUGUUUUACUUUUA
This is a messenger RNA of Trichomycterus rosablanca, 2794 nucleotides long. RefSeq names its product ras-related protein Rab-10-like. The transcript has 6 exons. Lineage: Eukaryota; Metazoa; Chordata; Actinopteri; Siluriformes; Trichomycteridae. The coding region runs from base 455 to 952 and encodes 165 amino acids. The record is from RefSeq and is a predicted model, not a curated record. Gene Ontology annotation, biological process: cellular response to insulin stimulus. Gene Ontology annotation, cellular component: recycling endosome; Golgi apparatus; insulin-responsive compartment. Gene Ontology annotation, molecular function: GTPase activity; GTP binding.